AUGCCUGGCCUCGGCUUGGACCUCAACCUUCCCCCCGAGCUGCAGGACGUGUGCAGGCGCCUCAGCUACGGUGGCGCCAACUCCCCCUCGUCCUCGAGGACGCCGCCUCUCCCGCUGAUCUACGGGAGCCCCGAGGAAUUGAUGACACCGAUAUCUCCGCGGACGACCAGUGCGCUAUACCCAGCGCCGGGAGAGACGUCGACGCCGACGGUCCGUGUGCCCAUGGAUACUGCGCUUGCCCUCCGCCCUCCCGCGCAGCCGCAGUCUCAGCAAGCGCAGGAGGCGGGAACGCAGGCUUUAUGGUCGCAACAGCAGUCGCAGCAGCUAAUGCUGUACACGGUGGACGGGCGUGCCGCCAGCUACGAGACCAAGUGGGACGAGCUGCACCCGGUCUCCCAGAUGCUGCUGCUUCAAAUCGAGGGCAGAAUUAGAGAGCACAGGGAUGAUAGUGAGCAGUUGGAUCAAUGCAGACGCUUUGAUGACCUAUCACUAUGCAACAUAAGUUUCGAACUCAAAGCUAGUCAGAUUACUCAGGAGGCUGUAUCUAUCUCUACCAUCAUGAAUAGAGAGAAGAAUUCCAUUGAGUGCUUAAUGACUGUUAUCAGAGAAAUUAUGCGGAACACAGAAUUUGCCAUACGUUCUUAUGUACAAUUGAGGGCAAGGUUUGUCUAUCCAAGUGCUGAAAGUGCAAACUCUGGUUUUUCAAAUCACUCUGGAUCUUCUGGUGCUCAGACUGAUUUCCAUCAGCUCUUAGCCACGACACCAAGGUUUCGUUGUUAUAGUAGUGCUGCCAGGCGGCCUUCUCCUUUUGUGCAACAAACAGUUGCCAGGUUCGAGGAUGAUUUUGGUUACUGCUGCAAAUUGAUUCUAGAACUAGAACAACUUCUCCAGAUGAAGGAUGGCAAGACCUUUGCAGAAUCUUUGAAAUCUCUUUCAAACGUUGUGUCUAAUGUCCAUGACUAUCUAAUCCAUGUGGCAUCUAAGGUGGAACAUUUUCAUCAGUACGUUGAAACAGUAAAAACUCAGUAUCUAAAUGAUCGACGGCGCAGGGGUGAUUUGAGCAAUCCUUUUCUCGAGGCAAAUAACAGAGAAGCAGUUAAACAAGCAACUGACAGAAUAAUCCAUCCGAUGUUGCAUCUAGCACCUCCAUGCCAGCCAACAACGCUGGUGGUGGCGCCAAUGAUAGGAAGCCAACUACAGCAAACUUCAUUCCAUACUGUAGCAACUUUCCCAUCUUCUUGCCCAACUGUUCCACUGCCAUCUGUUUUGCCUCCAUCCAGCAUACAAACAAGUCCCGCUCCAUCAACCAACCCUUUCAAUUCAUCCGGGCCUGUGUUGCAAUCCAUGCCAUUUGAUCCGUUCUCCACACUUGCACUAGGAUCCAUGCCCGCAGCAUCUUUGUUCGGGACUCGUAUCCCAUCUUCUGCUACUUCACUUGUCCCAGUACCAUCAGGAGGUGGAACAGCAGCUUCCGGCGUCAAAUUCAAUCGUGUACCUUCUAUGUGCGCCGCCUCGCCGCGCCCUGCGCCGCCGCCGACGUGUCGAGCUCGCCUGCGCCCGCCCGCGCAAGCCGCGCCCGCCCGCGCCCGCCGAGGCCGCCCGCCGCGCGCCGCCAGCUCGCCGUGCCACCGCGAGCGCCGCUCGCCGCGCCGCCCCACCGUCGUCCUGCCGUACGCCACCGUCUCCCCCGCCCGCCACCGUCUUAAGGUAUAA
Molecule: messenger RNA, 1713 nt
Organism: Zea mays
Lineage: Eukaryota; Viridiplantae; Streptophyta; Magnoliopsida; Poales; Poaceae
Product: nuclear pore complex protein NUP58
Exons: 7
Coding region: 1-1713 (570 amino acids)
Biological process (GO): nucleocytoplasmic transport
Cellular component (GO): nuclear pore
Molecular function (GO): structural constituent of nuclear pore
Source: RefSeq, a predicted model, not a curated record